ACCUCCAAAAAAAUAAACUUCAACAAAUGAUCUCUUUUAUAAUCACGGUAGUCCUCCAAAAGGAACGAGUUUCAUCAAAUGAUCACUUUUAUAAUCACGGCAGUCCUCCAAGUGAAUGAGUUUCAACAAAUGAUCACUUUUAUAAUCACGGCAGCCCUCCAAAGAAUGAGUUUCAACAAAUGAUCCCUUUUAUAAUCACGGUAGUCCUCCGAAAGGAACGAGUUUUAAAAAAAUGAUCCCUUUUAUAAUUACGGCAGUCCUCCAAAGAACGAGUUUCAACAAAUGAUCCCUUUUAUAAUCACGGUAGUCCUCCGAAAGGAACGAGUUUAAAAAAAAAAUGAUCCCUUUUAUAAUUACGGCAGUCCUCCAAAGAACGAGUUUCAACAAAUGAUCCCUUUUAUAAUCACGGCAGUCCUCCAAAGAAUGAGUUUCAACAAAUGAUCACUUUUAAAAUCACGGCAGUCCUCCAAAGAAUGAGUUUCAACAAAUGAUCCCUUUUAUAAUCACGGCAGUCCUCCAAAGAAUGAGUUUCAACAAAUGAUCCCUUUUAUAAUCACGGUAGUCCUCCGAAAGGAACGAGUUUUAAAAAAAUGAUCCCUUUUAUAAUUACGGCAGUCCUCCAAAGAAUGAGUUUCAACAAAUGAUCCCUUUUAUAAUCACGGCAGUCCUCCAAAGAAUGAGUUUCAACAAAUGAUCACUUUUAAAAUCACGGCAGUCCUCCAAAGAAUGAGUUUCAACAAAUGAUCCCUUUUAUAAUCACGGCAGUCCUCCAAAGAAUGAGUUUCAACAAAUGAUCCCUUUUAUAAUCACGGUAGUCCUCCGAAAGGAACGAGUUUUAAAAAAUGAUCCCUUUUAUAAUUACGGCAGUCCUCCAAAGAAUGAGUUUCAACAAAUGAUCCCUUUUAUAAUCACGGCAGUCCUCCAAAGAAUGAGUUUCAACAAAUGAUCCCUUUUAUAUUCACGACAGUCCUCCAAAGAAUGAGUUUCAACAAAUGAUCCCUUUUAUAAUCACGGCAGUCCUCCAAAGAAUGAGUUUCAACAAAUGAUCACUUUUAAAAUCACGGCAGUCCUCCAAAGAAUGAGUUUUAAAAAAUGAUCCCUUUAAUAAUCACGGCAGUCCUCCAAAGAAUGAGUUUCAACAAAUGAUCCCUUUUAUAAUCACGGCAGUCCUCCAAAGGAAUGGGCGUCACCUGCGUGUCCUGGGAACCGGAGAGCUAUUCCAACUCAUGGAAAGACUCAGGAUGUCAAGUGGUACCCGACAUGUCUAACGAAUACAAUACAACAUGUGCGUGUAAUCACAUGACCGUGUUUGCGGCCCUGAUGGAUCCUACCGCAGCACCUUUGUCUGAAGGCCAUAAGAGUGCCCUAGAGGUGAUAUCACAGAUUGGUUGCUCCUUAUCACUGGUUGGAAUCAUCCUUACGGUCACCAUCACUAUUGUGUACUGGCGAAAGCUCAAGUCGCCGAGAGCAGAGGUGCUUCUCAAUAUCUGCUUUAACAUCGCUAUGACGUGUGUACUGGUUAUAGCGGAACCACUGGCCCGACAUAGCCAGGUGUCUUGUGCAACUAUGGCUAUUCUGCUCCAAUUCUUUCUGCUGGCCGUAUUCUCGUGGAUGUUGUGUGAAGGACUUCUUCUGUAUGUCGUGUUUAUCGGCGAAAUAACCAAGUCAGCGAAUGAGAAGCUCAAAUAUUUCUAUGUGUUUGGAUAUGGCUUUCCCAUUGUGUUAGUGUCGGUCUCCAUAGGCAUCUCCAGGCUCCAAGGUUACGGUGAUGUUGGUAAAGUCUGUUGGCUCUCCGCGGACUCGGGGCUACUAUGGGCAUUUAUCGCACCAGCGCUUUUUGUUAUCACGGUAAACACAAUUGUUCUGAUUGCGAUCAUACGGCGCAUGCUCAGUCUCAAGUUGAUGCAGAAAAAAUCAGCGCUAGUACGCGUGCGCGCAGGGAUUCGCGCAGCUGCAGUGAUACUCCCAUUGUUAGGGAUCACGUGGGUGUUUGGUUUGCUGACGUUUGGCACGGACACGCUCGUCUUCAAGUAUUUGUUCGCGGUGUGUAACUCUCUGCAGGGAUUUGCAGUAUUCAUCUUUCACUGCGCUUUUAAUAAUAAGGUACACGAAGCAAUGCGCUUUAGCUCACAAAGACGCCCUCGGCAAUCUAUGGUGGGAUUGUCAAGCAUUAAAGUACAACCGGUAAGGCCUCGCGACAGCGACCCGCCAUCUGCAGACUUCCGCCGUAUGUCACUGUUCAACAUGUACUUGCGCAGAAACAGGAGUAAGCGAGGACCCAGGCCAUCAUGCUCGACAUCGGGUAGAAAUGAGUCAGAACGGCCACCGAAAUGCCUCGAAAUGAUCGCAGAGCAGGAGAGUGAGAAAAAUAACGAUGGAUAUGAAAUAUCAACGGCUUUCUAGCCUGGGAUUAUAACAAUGUGUUCAUCAGGGAAUGUACAAUGCCUAUUCAGCCAGCAGGAAUAGCAGUUUUUCUAUUAUAGGACAGUUGUCCAUUGUACACAUUGAACACACAGAUGUCUUCUAUGACGGAACAUACACAGAAUUCUACUAUUACGUCAAACGCUGUAUAUGCACAGACGUCUUCCAUGACGUCACAUGGAACGUGUAGAUGUCACAUGCAGAACACUGGAAUCAACAACGCCACACGCCUUUCAAAUUUCAAAAAUGUCUACUAUGACGUCACACGCUUAUAGACCAGUCAGCUAGUCAUUCUAGCUGUAAACAAAAAAAUGUUUUCACCUGCUGGCAGGGGAAAAUAUGGGCGUGGUUAAUGCUUAACAGAAAAUAAUAAGGGAGUGUUCAUUAAAUACACCGAGGGGGGGGGGGAAUAUUGAGUGGGGCUCCGAAAAUGUUUAACCACCAAAGGAGGGGGGGGGGGGGAGAUAGUCCUCUAAAAACGGGGCUCUUGAAUUAAUUUAGGAGCCGUACAAUGCAGCUUUAACAUUUUACUGAUAUGAUCUAGUUUGUAGCACAAAUAAAGAUUCAGUAUUUAGCCAAAUGACCAAUGUAUAAUUCUAUUGUCUAUAAUUCUAUAUAUGUAUAUAUACAAUGUUUUAUACGUUGUUGGACAUAACCCCUUUUUAUACAGAAUAUAUACACACAGGGGCUAAUAAGCCCCUGAUACAAAUGUAUACUCCUUCACAUGCAUCCUUAGGGCCGGACCAUGUGACUUUUGAUGAGGGGGGGAUUUUAAAAUUCCUGCAAGCAACUGAUUAAUGAAAAAAAAAAAAGCAAAUAAAAUUUCCCCCCUCUGUGUAUUUAAUGAAGCCUCCCUAACAUUGUCAUAUUGCCUUGAUAAGUGUCGUCUCCUAGGGGAGACAUCAGAAACAAGGCAGCCGGUCCUUUGUUUAAUAGUGACAAGGACUAGAAUAACAAUAUGCGGGUAUAAAAGAAUAGAUAACUCAGAUCACCUAGCGUACACUCUUGCCAAGCACAUUAUUAAAAAAAGUAUAUAUUUAACUAAAA
Nematostella vectensis (starlet sea anemone) is the source of this 3468-nucleotide messenger RNA. RefSeq names its product adhesion G-protein coupled receptor D1. Gene Ontology annotation, molecular function: G protein-coupled receptor activity. NCBI's taxonomy places the organism in Eukaryota, Metazoa, Cnidaria, Anthozoa, Actiniaria, Edwardsiidae. The transcript is spliced from 8 exons. The coding region runs from base 1180 to 2403 and encodes 407 amino acids. The record is from RefSeq and is a predicted model, not a curated record. Gene Ontology annotation, biological process: cell surface receptor signaling pathway; adenylate cyclase-activating G protein-coupled receptor signaling pathway. Gene Ontology annotation, cellular component: membrane.